AUGAAUGUCGUUGGGAGUAUUUUAAACCUAAUCAAACCAAAAGAAGAUGAUCUUGGAUCAGAUCGAAUGAAUUAUUUCUAUACAACCGUUAUUAUCACUUUUGUUUCAAUAACGAUUACAAUGAAGCAACAAGUUGGAAACCCUCUACAAUGCUGGGUUCCACACCAGUUUGGUAAACCAUGGGAACAAUACGCGGAAAACUAUUGUUUUGUGUAUAAUACUUAUUGGGUAAAUCCGGACGAACGAGUGCCUACUUCGGUGCAAGAGAGAGUUGCUAAACAAUUGAUCUAUUAUCAAUGGGUUUCUUUCAUAAUGGGAUUAGAAGCUUUAUUCUUUUAUCUUCCUUCAGCUGUUUGGGGAGCACUCUAUCGAAAAUCUGGGAUCAAUAUUCUUGCGAUGACAAAAGCGGCAAUGGAAGCGGAGAAUGCUGCAGAUGAAACGGCUCGCAUGAAAAAACUCGGAAUCAUUCAAAUGCAUUUCGAUGAAUAUGUCCGUUUGAAUCAAGCCCGUCGAAAAUACAAUCCAACAAUGAUGAAAAGAAUUGCGAAAUUUGGCCUUGUUGAUGGUUGUUUUAUAAGCAACUCAUAUCUAUUCAUCAAAUGUUUGUAUAUGUUGAACUUGAUUGGCCAAUUCUUGAUGCAAAAUCAAUUCCUCGGACAGCACAAUCAUUUAUGGGGAGCUACGAUUUUAAAUGAUAUCAUAAGUGGAUCGAAUUGGGAGGACACUGGUAACUUUCCCAGGAUAGCGAUGUGUGAUUUUGAGGUCAGAGUUUUGGGCAAUUUUCAACGCUACUCUGUUCAAUGUGUUCUCGUCUUGAAUAUGUUUAAUGAGAAGAUUUUCCUGUUCUUGUACUGGUGGUUUAUCGUCGUCUUCGUCUUUACCCUUACUGACACCAUUCAAAUGGCGAUUCGAACAAGAGCUCCAGGAAAGAAAGAGCAGUUUAUUAGAAAAUUUAUGAAAGUUUCCCUGAAAGACGACGAUCUUUUGAUCGAAUUCUGCAAGCGAAAAAUCAACGCCGAUAUCGUGAUUCUCUUGCAGAUUAUUUCCAAUCAUUCAAGCGAUAUUGUGACAACAGAGAUUAUCGAUAUCAUGUGGAAAGAUCAUAAAGAGAAUUUUUUGCGAAAAGAGGCUGUCGAAAGCGGGAUCAUUACAAAUUGUGACGGGAAAUUCGAUUUGGAGGAGAGUAGCGACGAAGAAAACUCCCAAAAAACCAAUAUCCCAAACAAAAAUAACCGAAAAUUCAUCCCA
Molecule: messenger RNA, 1248 nt
Organism: Mesorhabditis belari
Lineage: Eukaryota; Metazoa; Nematoda; Chromadorea; Rhabditida; Rhabditidae
Source: the annotation of a GenBank genome assembly